Molecule: messenger RNA, 690 nt
Organism: Microthlaspi erraticum
Lineage: Eukaryota; Viridiplantae; Streptophyta; Magnoliopsida; Brassicales; Brassicaceae
Source: the annotation of a GenBank genome assembly
AUGGCAAGUGAAGCGGAUGCUACACCCGAAAUAUGCUCCUUCUCAAGACUCUAUCCUCCACACAGAGAGAAGUAUCUGCAGGAGGCUUGGUUCAUUGUUGAAUCCGCUCUCAGCGAAUACGGCAUCGACUGCGAGCUCAACCUGGUGGAACGUUGUAUGAUUGUUUCAACGACGGCGAAGACGAGAGAUCCGUACAUGUUCGUCAAAGCUAAGGAUUUGCUUAGGCUUCUGGCGAGAAGUGUCUCCGCUCCUCAGGCAAUUAAGAUUCUGAAAGAUGACAUGUAUUCUGAGAUCAUCAACAUUCGACAUUUGGUUCCGAAAAAGAAAAGAUAUGUGGAAAGGAGGCAGCAGCUUUUGGGUCCUAAUUCUUCCAACUUGAAGACGCUGGAAGACGUAACCGGCUGUUACAUUCGAGUUCAGGGAAAAACUGUGGCCGUAAUGGGUUCUUCUCGAGGUGUCAAUAAAGUCAGAUUGGCUGUGGAAAAGUGCAUGAACGACAAGGGCAAACAGGAAGACAACAGUCUCGAGGAGUUCUACGAAAGCCAGAAACUCCUAGAGGAGAAGGAAGAAGAGGAUGCUAUGGAAUUUUUACUCCUUGCCCAGAAGCUAGGAGUUGUUACUAUCAAGGAUACUGAUCCUCCCACUUUCUCACUGUCCAUCGCCUCUAUGCAAUUUCCCCAACCGUCUUAA